UCGGUUUUUUUCAGCCCUCUUCUGUUCUCCGGCUUCCUGGGAAGUGAAUUGCUGAUGCACCUCGGACUUAAUUCAUUAGUGAUGCAACCGGAUUCGUUUCAGGAUUAUGUUGCACGAGUUGAAUUUUGAAUGAAGGAGAAGAGUUUUUUUUUUUUUGUUUUUUUUUUAAAGAAGUGAUUCUGCCUCGAUGUACUUUGAACGAUUGCUUUAUUUAAAUGUACGACUUCAUGGUGUUAUUCUUUAACAGUUCUUGAAUGUCCAUUUUGACGGUAACUUUCCCUUAAAAUAUAUGUCUGUGCGCGACACCGAAGACGCUUCAGUUCAGCGAGAUUACCGGUGGGUUGGAUGUUUAAUUCAACACGGGCAUUGCAUGACUGUGGGCUGAAUAACAAGUGGUUUGUUUUUAAAACCGCACCUUUUACAAUCUCGGUUCAGAUAACCAGAGUAAAAACCGUAGUCCCAAUUUAAAGGAUCACCAGCCGCAAUUGAAGCAAACAUGUCUGGAGAAGUGCGUCUGAGGCAGUUGGAACAGUUUAUUUUGGAUGGGCCAGCCCAGACCAAUGGGCAGUGCUUCAGCGUGGAGACCUUGUUGGAUAUACUGAUCUGCCUGUAUGAUGAAUGCAAUAAUUCUCCAUUGAGAAGAGAGAAGAACAUCCUUGAAUACCUAGAAUGGGCAAAACCAUUUACUUCUAAAGUGAAACAAAUGCGAUUACAUAGAGAAGACUUUGAAAUACUAAAGGUGAUUGGUCGAGGAGCUUUUGGAGAGGUUGCUGUAGUGAAACUUAAAAAUGCAGAUAAAGUAUUUGCCAUGAAAAUAUUGAAUAAAUGGGAAAUGCUGAAAAGAGCCGAGACAGCAUGUUUUCGUGAAGAAAGGGAUGUGUUAGUGAAUGGAGACAGCAAGUGGAUUACAACUUUGCACUAUGCAUUCCAGGACGACAAUAACUUGUACCUGGUCAUGGAUUAUUAUGUUGGUGGAGAUUUGCUUACUCUGCUCAGCAAGUUUGAAGAUCGACUGCCUGAAGACAUGGCGCGAUUCUACUUGGCUGAGAUGGUGAUAGCGAUCGACUCCGUGCACCAGCUGCAUUACGUCCACAGGGACAUCAAACCUGACAAUAUAUUGAUGGACAUGAAUGGACAUAUUCGUUUAGCAGAUUUUGGCUCCUGUCUGAAAUUAAUGGAAGAUGGCACGGUCCAGUCCUCAGUAGCUGUCGGAACUCCAGAUUAUAUUUCUCCUGAAAUCUUGCAAGCCAUGGAAGAUGGAAAAGGAAGAUAUGGACCUGAAUGUGACUGGUGGUCUCUGGGAGUCUGUAUGUAUGAAAUGCUUUAUGGAGAAACACCAUUUUAUGCAGAAUCUCUUGUGGAGACUUACGGAAAAAUCAUGAAUCACAAAGAGAGGUUUCAGUUUCCCCCUCAAGUGACUGAUGUGUCUGAAAAUGCAAAGGAUCUUAUUCGAAGACUUAUCUGUAGCAGAGAACACCGACUUGGCCAAAAUGGAAUAGAAGACUUUAAGAAGCAUCCAUUUUUUUGUGGAAUUGAUUGGGAUAAUAUUCGAAACUGUGAAGCUCCUUAUAUUCCAGAAGUUAGUAGCCCAACAGAUACAUCGAAUUUUGAUGUGGAUGAUGAUUGUUUAAAGAAUUCCGAAACGAUGCCCCCACCCACACAUGCUGCUUUUUCUGGCCACCAUCUGCCAUUCGUCGGGUUUACAUAUACCAGUAGUUGUGUCCUCUCUGAUCGGAGCUGUUUAAGAGUUACAGCUGGUCCCACUUCCGUGGAUCUUGAUGUGAAUGUCCAGAGGACCCUAGAUAACAACUUAGCAACUGAAGCUUAUGAAAGAAGAAUUAAGCGACUUGAACAGGAGAAACAUGAACUUAGUAGAAAGCUUCAAGAAUCAACACAGACUGUCCAAGCUCUGCAGCAUUCAACUGUCGAUGGCCCACUGACAGCAAGCAAAGAUUUAGAAAUAAAGGGCUUAAAGGAAGAAAUUGAGAAACUAAGGAAGCAAGUAAGAGAAUCAAGUCUCUUGGAACAGCAACUUGAAGAAGCUAAUUCUGUGAGGCGAGAACUAGAUGAUGCUUUUAGACAAAUCAAGGCUUAUGAAAAGCAAAUCAAAACAUUACAACAAGAAAGGGAAGAUCUAAAUAAGGAACUAGUCCAGGCUAGUGAGCGCUUAAAAAACCAAGCCAAAGAGCUGAAAGAUGCACAUUGUCAGAGGAAGCUGGCCAUGCAGGAGUUCAUGGAGAUCAAUGAGCGACUGACAGAAUUGCACACCCAAAAGCAGAAACUUGCUCGCCAUGUCCGAGAUAAGGAAGAAGAGGUGGACCUGGUGAUGCAAAAAGUUGAAAGCUUAAGGCAAGAACUGCGCAGAACAGAAAGAGCCAAAAAAGAGCUGGAAGUUCAUACAGAAGCUGUAGCCGCCGAAGCAUCUAAAGACAGAAAAUUGCGUGAGCAGAGUGAGCAUUAUUCUAAGCAACUGGAAAAUGAACUGGAGGGGUUGAAGCAAAAACAAAUUAGUUACUCACCAGGAAUAUGCAGCAUAGAACAUCAGCAGGAGAUAACCAAACUGAAAACUGAUUUGGAAAAGAAAAGCAUCUUUUAUGAAGAAGAAUUAUCUAAAAGAGAAGGCAUCCAUGCAAAUGAAAUUAAAAAUCUGAAGAAAGAACUGCAUGAUUCAGAAGGCCAGCAACUUGCUCUCAAUAAAGAGAUCAUGAUUUUGAAAGACAAAUUGGAAAAAAACAGGAGAGAGAGUCAAAGUGAAAGAGAAGAAUUUGAAAAUGAAUUCAAGCAACAGUAUGAGCGGGAAAAAGUGUUGUUAACUGAAGAAAAUAAAAAACUGACAAGUGAACUUGAUAAGCUUACCACGUUGUAUGAGAACAUAAGUAUUCGCAACCAGCAGUUAGAAGAAGAGAUAAAAGAUCUAGCAGACAAGAAAGAAUCAGUUGCACAUUGGGAAGCCCAAAUUACAGAAAUAAUUCAGUGGGUCAGUGAUGAAAAGGAUGCACGAGGGUAUCUUCAGGCCUUAGCUUCUAAAAUGACUGAAGAAUUGGAAGCAUUAAGAAAUUCCAGCCUGGGCACACGAGCAACAGAUAUGCCCUGGAAGAUGCGUCGUUUCGCAAAGCUGGACAUGUCAGCGAGGCUUGAGUUGCAGUCAGCGCUGGAUGCUGAAAUAAGAGCCAAGCAGGCCAUCCAAGAAGAGCUUAAUAAAGUUAAAGCUUCCAACAUCGUAACCGAAUGUAAACUAAAAGAUUCAGAGAAGAAGAACUCGGAACUACAAUCAGAAAUCGAACAACUGCUGAAGAACACUGAAGAGCUUAGAUCUGAAAAGGGUAUAGAGCACCAAGACUCACAGCAUUCUUUCUUGGCAUUUUUGAAUACGCCUACCGAUGCUCUGGAUCAAUUUGAAGAUUCCUUUUCUUCUUCCUCAUCUUCACUGAUUGAUUUUUUGGAUGACAUCGCAGACUGCACUCCACUUCCUGUUCACACACCAACCUUAAGGAAAAAGGGAUGCUCUGGUUCAACUGGUUUUCCACCAAAGCGCAAGACUCAUCAGUUUUUUGUCAAAUCUUUUACUACUCCUACCAAGUGUCACCAGUGUACAUCUUUGAUGGUGGGUUUGAUAAGACAGGGAUGCGCCUGUGAAGCAUGCGGCUUCUCGUGCCAUAUAACUUGUGUAAACAAAGCUCCCACUGCUUGUCCAGUUCCUCCUGAACAGACAAAAGGCCCCCUGGGCAUAGACCCGCAGAAAGGAAUAGGAACCGCUUACGAAGGCCACGUUAGGAUCCCGAAGCCCGCAGGGGUGAAGAAGGGGUGGCAGCGAUCCUUGGCAGUCGUUUGCGACUUCAAGCUCUUUCUGUAUGACAUUGCUGAAGGCAGAGCGUCGCAGCCCAGCGUCGUGAUCAGUCAGGUGAUUGACAUGAGGGAUGAAGACUUUUCUGUGAGUUCAGUCCUGGCUUCUGAUGUCAUACAUGCAAGUCGGAAGGAUAUACCCUGUAUAUUCAGAGUCACAUCUUCGCAGCUCUCGGCGUCGAGCAGCAAGUGCUCCAUCCUGAUGCUGGCAGACAGUGAGAAUGAGAAGAGCAAGUGGGUAGGAGUGCUGAGUGAGCUGCACAAGAUCCUGAGGAAAAACAAGUUCAGAGACCGCUCAGUCUAUGUUCCCAAAGAGGCUUACGACAGUUCCCUGCCCCUCAUUAAGACCACCCAGGCAGCUGCCAUCAUAGAUCAUGAGAGGAUAGCUUUGGGGAAUGAAGAAGGACUGUUUGUGGUGCAUGUCACGAAAGAUGAAAUUAUUCGAGUUGGUGACAAUAAGAAGAUUCAUCAGAUUGAACUCAUCCCAAAUGACCAGCUUGUGGCUGUGAUCUCAGGACGAAAUCGUCAUGUGCGACUCUUUCCGAUGUCCGCUUUGGAUGGGCGAGAGACUGACUUUUAUAAGCUGGCAGAAACUAAAGGGUGUCAAACCAUAACUUCUGGAAAAGUGCACCAUGGAGCUCUGACCUGUUUGUGUGUGGCCAUGAAAAGGCAGGUCCUCUGUUACGAACUAUUUCAGAGCAAGACCCGUCACAGAAAAUUUAAGGAAAUUCAAGUCCCGUAUAAUGUCCAGUGGAUGGCAAUCUUCAGUGAGCAGCUCUGUGUGGGGUUCCAGUCAGGGUUUCUGAGGUACCCUCUGAGUGGAGAAGGAAGCCCGUACAGCAUGCUCCAUUCGAAUGACCACACCCUCUCGUUUAUCGCACAUCAGCCGAUGGACGCCAUCUGCGCCGUCGAGAUCUCCAGUAAAGAGUACCUGCUGUGUUUUAGCAGCAUCGGGGUCUACACUGACUGCCAGGGCCGGCGAUCCAGACAGCAGGAGCUGACGUGGCCAGCAAACCCUUCCUCCUGUUGCUAUAAUGCUCCGUACCUCUCCGUGUAUAGUGAGAAUGCAGUUGACAUCUUCGAUGUGAACUCCAUGGAAUGGAUUCAGACUCUUCCACUCAAGAAGGUCCGACCCUUAAACAGUGAAGGAUCAUUAAAUCUUUUAGGGCUGGAGACAAUUCGAUUAAUAUAUUUCAAAAACAAGAUGGCAGAAGGGGAUGAGCUGGUCGUUCCGGAGACAUCCGACAACAGUCGGAAGCAGAUGGUCCGAAACGUCACCAACAAGCGCCGGUACUCCUUCCGCGUCCCCGAGGAGGAGAGGAUGCAGCAGCGCAGAGAGAUGCUUCGAGAUCCAGAAAUGAGAAAUAAGUUAAUUUCUAACCCAACUAAUUUUAACCACAUAGCACACAUGGGUCCAGGAGAUGGAAUACAGAUCCUCAAAGACCUGCCCAUGCCGGCCUUCCCUUAUCCAUCCCCUCACCAUCACUCCGGUCUGAUCUCCUCUCCGAUCAACUUUGAGCACAUCUAUCACAUGACUGUUAAUUCUGCUGAAAAUUUUCUCUCUCCUGACCCCAUAAACCCUGAGUACUCCCCGACUCUUCGUUCUGCCCCCGGCACACCACGCUUUGUGACUCUCAGGAACCCACGGCCUCAGGAAAGCCGGGCAGUGUUCAGCGGCUCCGUCAGCAUCCCGUCCAUGACCAAGGCCCGGCCUGAGCCCGGCCGCUCCAUGAGCGCGAGCAGCGGCCUCUCCGCGCGGUCGUCGGCGCAGAACGGCAGCGCGCUCAAGCGGGAGCUCUCGGGGGGGAGCUACAGCGCCACGCGGCCGCCCCUGCCCUCCCCGUCGGAGGGCUCCUUGUCCUCGGGGGGCAUGGACCAGGGCAGCGACACGCCCGCGAGGGACGACGACGGAGAGGACUCCGACUCCCCGCGGCACUCCACGGCCUCCAACAGCUCCAACCUGAGCAGCCCGCCCAGCCCCGCGUCCCCCCGGAAGACCACGAGCCUGUCCCUGGAGAGCGCGGACCGCGGGGGCUGGGACCCCUGAGCGGAGGACGCAGCGCCCAGGCGCCCCUCGCCGCAUCUCUC
Messenger RNA from Condylura cristata (star-nosed mole), 5931 nucleotides. It is a transcript of the gene CDC42BPA, whose product is annotated as CDC42 binding protein kinase alpha (DMPK-like). The coding region runs from base 497 to 5890 and encodes 1797 amino acids. Gene Ontology annotation, molecular function: protein serine/threonine kinase activity; ATP binding. Gene Ontology annotation, biological process: actomyosin structure organization; peptidyl-threonine phosphorylation. The record is from RefSeq and is a predicted model, not a curated record. Lineage: Eukaryota; Metazoa; Chordata; Mammalia; Eulipotyphla; Talpidae. The transcript is spliced from 38 exons. Gene Ontology annotation, cellular component: cytoskeleton; actomyosin; cytoplasm.